AUGCUUGACAGAGAGAUCUGGCUGGAGCUGGAGCUGGUUCUGGAGCUGGGGCUGGUGCUGGAGUUGGACCUGCACCCGGACCUAGAGCUAGAGCUGCUGCUGGAGCUGGAGCUGGAGCUGGAGCUGGACCUGGAGCUGUUGGAGCUAAGAAUGGCGCUGGUCCUGUGGGCCCUCAGUCUGCUGGGCUCAGCCUGCCUGGUGUCAGCCAACAUCUUUGAGUACCAGGUGGACGCCCAGCCCCUGCGCCCCUGCGAGCUGCGGCGGGAAAGGGCCCUUCGGCGGCGAGCGGACUACGUGGCCCAGUGCGCCGAGGACGGCCGCUUCCAGACUAUCCAGUGCCUGAAGGAUGGCAGCUCUUGCUGGUGUGUGUCUGCCGACGGCAGGGAGGUGCCUGGCAGCAGGCAGCCUGGGCGGCCUGUGGCAUGUCUGUCUUUCUGCCAACUGCACAAGCAGCAAAUCCUGCUGAGCAGCUACCUCAACAGCACGGCCACCUCCUACCUCCCUCAGUGUCAAGACUCGGGGGAGUACAUGCCCGUGCAGUGUGACCUGCGGCGGGAGCAGUGCUGGUGUGUGGACACGGAGGGGAUGGAGGUGUACGGGACCCGCCAGCUGGGCAGGCCCACGAGAUGUCCAGAGAGCUGUGAGAUAAGAAACCGCCGCCUUCUCCACGGGGUGGGGGACAAGUCUCCACCCCAGUGUUCUCCGGAUGGCAGGUUUCUGCCUGUCCAGUGCAAGUUUGUCAACACCACUGACAUGAUGGUUUUCGACCUGGUCCACAACUACAACAGGUUUCCAGAUGCAUUCGUGACGUUCAGCGCCUUCCGGAGAAGGUUCCCUGAGGUGUCCGGGUACUGUCACUGUGCCGACAGCCAGGGGCGGGAACUGGCUGAGACAGGUUUGGAGCUGCUGCUCGAUGAAAUUUACGACACCAUUUUCGCUGGCCUGGACCUCGCUGCCACCUUCACGCAGACCACCCUGUACCGGAUACUGCAGAGACGCUUCCUAGCGGUUCAGCUAGUCCUUUCGGGCAGAUUCCGAUGCCCCACAAAAUGUGAGGUGGAGCGGUUUACAGCGACCAACUUCGGUCACCCCUACAUUCCGAGCUGCCACCGAGAUGGGGCCUACCAGGCGGUGCAGUGCCAGAGGGAAGGGCCGUGCUGGUGUGUGGAUGCCCAGGGCAGGGAGGUCCGCGGAACUCGGAGGCCGGACGCGUCGCUGCCUUGUGCUGGAGACCAGUCCUGUUCCUCCGAGAGGCGACGGGCCCUGUCCAGACUCCACUUCGGGCCCUUGGGCGACUUCAGCCUCCACAGCAUGUUUUCGGCUUGGAAAGGAGCCGGAUCAGCCAUGUCCUGCCCACCCAUGAUCAAAGAGCUCUUUGUGGACUCAGGGAUUCUCCGCCCCAUGGUCGAAGGGCGGAACCAACAGUUUUCCACCUCAGAGAGUCUCCUCACAGAAGCCAUCCGAGGGAUUUUUCCCUCCCGAGACUUAGCUCGUCUUGCCCUUCAGUUUACCACCAACCCAAAGCAGCUCCAGCAAAACCUCUUUGGAGGGAAAUUUUUGGCAAAUGUUGGCCAAUUUAACUUGUCUGGAGCCCUUGGCACAAGAAGCACCUUUAAUUUCAGUCAGUUUUUCCAGCAACUUGGUCUCCCAGGCUUGCAGAAUGGAGGAGGACAUGUCGAUCUAUCAAAGCCCCUCUCUGCAGGGCUGGAUUCGAAUCCUGCCGUGGAAACACCCAGAGCCAUUAAGAAGGGCAGUACUAUGAAUAAAACAAUUGUGGGCAGCUUUGGCUUUGACAUCAACUUACAAGAGAACCAAAAUGCCCUGACAUCUCUUGCUUCUCUCCUGGACCUUCCAGAAUUCCUUCUGUUCCUGCAACAUGCGGUUUCAGUGCCAGAAGACAUAGCCAGGGAUUUGGGUGAUGUGAUGGAAAUGGUGCUCAGUUCCCGGGGCUGUGAGCCAACACCUGGCAGACUUUUUGUCCCGUCCUGCACGGCAGAAGGAAGCUAUGAGGAUGUCCAGUGCUUUGCUGGAGUGUGCUGGUGUGUGGACUCCCAGGGCAAAGAACUGCCUGGCUCGAGGGUGAGAGGUGGACAACCAAGGUGCCCCACAGAGUGUGAAAAGCAAAGGGCUCGGAUGCAGAGCCUCUCUGGCAGCCAGCCUGCAGGCUCCAGUCUGUUUGUGCCUUCUUGUACCAGCCAGGGGCACUUCUUACCUGUCCAGUGCUUCAACUCUGAGUGCUACUGUGUAGAUGCGGAGGGCCAGGUUAUUCCUGGAACUCGAAGUGUACCUGGACAACCCAAGCAGUGCCCCACACCUUGUCAGUUACAGGCCGAACAAGCCUUCCUCCAAGUGGUACGGACCCUGGUCUCUAAUUCUAGCAUGGCGCCCACUCUCUCCAGUGUCUACAUCCCACAGUGCAGCACCAACGGGCAGUGGAGCCGCAUGCAAUGUGAUGGGCCCCCGGAGCAGGCCUUCGAGUGGUACGAAGGGUGGAGGGCUCAGAACGACGGUGGCCGGGAGCUAACCGCUGCUGAACUGCUGAUGAAGAUCCUGAGCUACAGAGAAGCAGCUUCCAGAAGCUUCAGUCUCUUUAUUCAAAGUCUGUAUGAGGCUGGCCAGCAAGGCAUCUUCCCAGGGUUGGCAAGAUACUCUUCUCUCCAAGACGUCCCACUGGCCGUGUUGGAAGGGAACUGGACCCAGCCAGGAAAGAAUGUCUUCCUGGAGCCCUAUGUCUUUUGGCAGAUCCUAAAUGGCCAGCUCAGGCGAUACCCAGGGCCCUAUUCAGACUUUAGCACCCCUUUGGCGCACUUUGACCUCCGGACUUGCUGGUGUGUGGAUGAAGCUGGUCAAGAACUAGAGGGAACCCGGACUGAGCCAGGCAAGGUCCCAGCAUGUCCUGGCUCCUGCGAGGAAGCAAAGCUUCGUGUUCUGCGGUUCAUUAAGGACACGGAAGAGAUGGUCUUGGCUUCCAACAACUCUUGGUUCCCUCUGGGAGAGAGUUUCCUAGCGGCCAAGGGGAUCCAGCUGACCAAUGAGGAGCUCGGCCUUCCCCCGCUCGCCCCACCCCGGGGGGCUUUCUUGGAGCAGUUCCUGAGCGGGAGCGAUUAUGCCCUUCGUCUGGCAGCUCAGUCCACCUUCGACUUCUAUCAGAGUGGCCGAUUCUCCCUGGCUGAUUCCUCAGGAGCGUCCCCUCUGCGGUCUAGCUCCUAUGUGCCCCAGUGUGAUGCAUUUGGAAGUUGGGAGCCUGUGCAGUGCCACACUGAAACUGGGUACUGCUGGUGUGUGGGUAAGACGGGAGACUACGUCCCUGCCUCGCUGACUGCGCGCUCCUCCCAGCUCCCCCAGUGCCCCACCACCUGUGAGAAAUCUCGAGCGAGUGGACUGCUUUCCAGUUGGAAACAGGCUGGAUCCCAAGGAGACCCUUCCCCUAAAGACCUGUUCAUCCCAACCUGCCUACAGACAGGAGAGUUUGCCAGGCUGCAGGUGUCGGAGGCUGGCAUCUGGUGCGUAGACCAGGCCUCAGGAGAAGGGACCCCGCCCAGCACAAACAGCAGUGCCCAGUGCCCAGGCCUCUGUGAAUCACUCCAGAGCGGCAUCCCCUCCAGGAGGCUGGGCCCAGGCUACACCCCGGCCUGCGAGGCAGAGGACGGUAGCCUUUCCCCCGUGCAGUGCGACCCGACCCAGGACAGCUGCUGGUGUGUCUUUGGAAGUGGAGAGGAGGUGCCUGGGACCCGUGUGGCAGGGAGCCGGCCGGCCUGUGAGAGCCCGCAGUGCCCACUGCCAUUCAACGUGUCAGAUGUGACUGGUGGAGUGAUCCUGUGUGAGCGAGCCUCGGGCCCUCGAGGGGCCACCGUCCAGCUGUGCCAGCUGCUGUGCCGCCAGGGCUACCAGAGCGCGUUCCGGCCAAUGUCAUUGGUGUGCAGCCUGGAGACGAGACGCUGGCUGUCACAGCCACCCCAGCCCCUGGCCUGCCAGCGGCUCCAGCUGUGGCAGACCCUCCAGACCCAAGCACAGUUCCAGCUCCGGCUCCCACCAGGCAAGAUGUGCAGUGCAGACUACUCGGGCCUGCUGCUGGCCUUCCAGGUCUUCAUCUCAGACGAGCUCAGGGCCCGGGGCUUCUGCCAGGUCCAGGUGAAGCUUUCCGGGACCCCUGUCUCUGUUCCUGUCUGCGACGACUCCGUGGUGCAGGUGGAGUGUCUGACCGCGGAGCGUUUAGGAGUGAAUGUCACGUGGAAAUUGCGGCUUGAGGAUGUCCCACCGGCCUCUCUUCCUGAUUUGCAUGACGUUGAGGAAGCCUUAGUGGGCAAGGACCUCGUUGGGCGCUUCGCAGAUCUGGUCCAAAGUGGCAUGUUCCAGUUUCACCUGGAUUCCAAGACGUUCCUAGCAGACACCUCCAUCCACUUCCUCCAGGGGGACAGCUUUGGCCCCUCUCCCAGGACACGAUACGGGUGCUUGGAAGGAUUCCAUCCCGUCGCGGCCCCCAGCAACGCCAGUCAGGACCCACUGGGGUGCGUUAAGUGUCCUGAAGGAAGCUAUUUUCAGGACGAGCAAUGUGUUCCCUGUCCCGCUGGAUUCUACCAAGAGUGGGCGGGGAGCUUGACCUGCACCCCGUGUCCUGUGGGCAGAACGACCGCGUCCGAGGGAGCUUUCAGUCAGACUCACUGUGUCACUGACUGCCAGAGGAAUGAGGCAGGCCUACAGUGUGACCAGGAUGGCCAGUACCGAGCCAGCCAGAUGGACAGGGACAGUGGGAGGGCCUUCUGUGUGGACAACGAGGGGCGGAGGCUGCCAUGGUCCGAAAUGGAGGCCCCACUCACGGACUCCCAGUGUCUGAUGAUGCAGAAAUUUGAGAAGGCCCCAGAACCUCAGGUGAUCUUUGAUGCCUCCGCUGCCGAGGGAGUGAGGUCCCAAGUUCCUGGCUCUGAGUCGCCCCUGAAGCAGUGCUUGGCAGACUGUGCCUUGGAUCAGGCCUGCAGCUUCCUCACAGUGUCCACGGUGGGAUCAGAAGUCUCCUGUGAAUUCUAUGCUUGGACAAGUGACAAUAUCGCCUGCACAGUUUCUGGUCAGGAUCAAGAUGCAGCGGGGAACUCCAAGGCCACGGGCUUUGGGAGCCUCAGGUGCCAGGUGAAAGUGAGGAGCGGGGGUCAGGACUCUCCGGCCGUGUAUCUGAAGAAGGGCCAAGAAUUCAGCACAAGAAGUCAGAAAAGCUUUGAACCAACUGGUUUCCAAAAUGUGCUUUCUGGAAUGUACAGCCCCGCCGUGUUCCCAGGCUCGGGAACCAACCGGACAGAGGUCCAUCUCUUCUGCCUCCUCUCAUGUGACCGGGACACAUGCUGCGACGGCUUCGUCCUCACGCAAGUCCAAGGAGGUCCCAUCAUCUGUGGCUUGCUGAGCUCCCCUGACGUCCUGCUUUGCCACGUCAAUGACUGGAGGGACCCCUCCAAAGCCAAGGCAAAUGCUACAUGUCCUGGUGUGACCUACGACCAGGGGAGCCGCCAGGUGACACUGCAACUGGGAGGCCAGGAGUUCAAGAGUUGGACGCCCCUGGAAGGGACUCAGGACACCUUGACCAGUUUCCAGCAGGUUUAUCUCUGGAAAGAUUCUGACAUGGGGUCUCGGUCUGAGUCUAUGGGAUGUGGAAGAGACACGGAACCAAGGGCAUCGCCUCCACCAGAAACAGAUUUGACAACAGAGCUGUUCUCCCCUGUGGACCUUGAGCAGGUUGUGGUCCGUGGGAACCGGUCCCUGCCCAGCCAGCAGCACUGGCUGUUCAAACACCUUUUCUCAGCUCAGCAAGCGAAUGUGUGGUGCCUUUCUCGCUGUGUCCAGGAGCCCUCUUUCUGUCAACUGGCAGAGAUAAGAGACAGCGCCCCCUUGUACUUCACCUGCACCCUCUACCCAGAGGCCCAGGUGUGUGAUGAUGUCCUGGAGUCACGUCCCACGGGCUGCAGACUGAUCCUGCCCCACAGACCGAGUGCCCUGUUCCGGAAGAAAGGUGUGCUUAAGGAUAAAGUGAAGAGCUUCUACACCCGCCUGCCAUUCCAGAAGCUGGCGGGGGUCUCCGUGAGAAGCAAAGCGCCCAUGCCCGACAAGGCCAUCUCUGACGGGUUCUUCGAGUGUGAACGCUUGUGCGACGUGGACCCGUGCUGCUCCGGCUUCGGCUUUCUAAAUGUUUCCCAGUUGAAAGGUGGAGAGGUGACAUGCCUAACUCUGAACAGCUUAGGACUUCAGACCUGCAGUGAGGAAAGUGGAGGAACCUGGCGCAUUUUGGACUGUGGCUCUUCUGACAUUGAGGUCCGCACCUAUCCCUUCGGAUGGUACCAAAAGCCAGUUGCUCAAAAUGACCCUCCUAGUUUUUGCCCUCCAGUGGUUCUGCCUUCCCUCUCAGAGAAAGUCCCUCUAGACUCAUGGCAGACCCUGGCCCUCUCCUCAGCAGUCGUUGACCCGUCCAUCAGGGACUUCGAUGUUGCCCACAUCAGCAUGGCUGCCACCAGCGACUUCUCAGCUGCCCGAGACCUCUGCUUGUUGGAGUGUUCCCGUCACCAAGCCUGCCAGGUCACCACUUUGCAGACCCGACCUGGUACUCUGAGGUGUGUGUUCUAUGCUGAUACCCAGAUCUGCACACAUAGCCUGCAGGCCCAGUACUGCCAACUUCUGCUCCGUGAAGAGGCCACCCACAUCUACUGGAAGCUGAACAUCCCUCUGCUCGGCUUGGGGACAUCUGCACCUUCUGUGACCAUCGCGCCCCAUGGCCGGCUGCUGGGCAGGUCCCAGGCCGUCCAGGUGGGCACUUCAUGGAAGCAAGUGGACCAGUUCCUGGGGGUGCCCUUUGCUGCCCCGCCCCUGGCCGAGAGCCGCUUCGGGGCUCCGGAGCCCUUGAACUGGACGGGGCCCUGGGCUGCCACCGCGCCACGGGCCAGCUGCUGGCAGCCAGGGAUCGCAACACCCGCGUCUUCCCGAGUCAGCGAGGACUGCUUGUAUCUCAACGUGUUUGUCCCUCAGAGCGUGACCCCCAAUGCAUCAGUCCUGGUGUUCUUCCACAACACCAUGGCAACCCGGGAUGGUGAAGGGGGCCUGGCCCUCGACGGCUCCUUCCUGGCUGCUAUUGGCAACCUCAUUGUGGUCACUGCUGGCUACCGAGUGGGCAUCUUCGGCUUCCUGAGCUCUGGGUCCGGCGAGGUGAGUGGCAACUGGGGGCUUCUGGACCAGGUGGCAGUUCUGACCUGGGUGCAGACCCACAUCAGGGUGUUUGGCGGGGACCCUCGACGAGUGACCAUGGCAGCCGACCGUGGCGGAGCUGACGUGGCCAGCAUCCACCUUCUAACCUUCGGGGCUGGUGGCUCCAGACUCUUCCGGAGGGCCGUGCUGAUGGGUGGCUCUGCACUGUCCCCCGCCGCUGUCAUCAGCCGGGAGAGGGCUCAGCAGCAGGCAGCUGCUUUGUCAAAGGAGGUCAGCUGCCCCACCUCGUCCAUCCAAGAAAUGAUAUCCUGCCUCCGUCAGAAGCCCGCCAGCAUCCUCAAUGACGCCCAGACCAAGCUCCUGGCUGUGAGUGGCCCCUUCCACUACUGGGGUCCUGUGAUUGACGGCCAGUACCUGCGAGAGGCUCCCGCCAGAGCGCUGCAGAGGGUCCCGCAGGGCGAGGUCGAUCUGCUCAUCGGCAGUUCUCAGGAUGACGGGCUCAUCAGCAGGGCGAAGGCCGUGAAGCAAUUUGAGGAAAGUCAAGGCCGGACCAGUAGCAAAACAGCCUUUUACCGGGCGCUGCAGAACUCACUGGGCGGCGAGGACGCCACCGAGGGCGUGCGGGCCGCCGCCACCUGGUACUACUCCCUGGAGCACUCGGCCGACGACUACGCCUCCUUCUCGCGGGCCCUGGAGGCCGCCGCCCGGGACUACUUCAUCACCUGCCCAGUGAUUGACAUGGCCAGCCAGUGGGCAAGGAGGGCCCGAGGAAACGUGUUCAUGUACCACGCUCCCCAGAGUUAUGGCCAUGGCAGCCUGGACUUGCUGACCGAUGUCCAGUAUGCCUUUGGGCUGCCCUUGCACCCUGCCUACGAGGGCCAGUUUACCCAGGAGGAGAAAAGCACGUCCCUGAAAGUCCUGCAGUACUUUUCCAACUUCAUCCGCUCAGGAAAUCCCAACUACCCUCAUGAGUUCUCGAGGAAAGUGCCUGAAUUUGCAGUCCCCUGGCCUGACUUUGUCCCUGGUGCUGACGGAGAGAACUACAAGGAGUUCAGUGCCCUGCUCCCCAAUCGACGGGGCCUGAAAAAGGCCGACUGCUCAUUCUGGUCCAAGUACAUCCGGUCCCUGAAGGCACCUGCAGAUGAAGCCAAGGAUGAGCUGUCAGCAGCGAAUGAAGAGGAUGACCAGCCGGCUGGCUCUGGCCUGAGAGAAGAGCUCCUGGGCCUCCCAGAUCCAGGCCCCAAGAGCUACAGCAAGUGACCCCUGAGACUUCUGCCCACCUUUCCAAACCCACCCCAGGCUGCCACCCUGGACACCUUAUUCUCUAAAACAGCCACUAGCUUUCAAUAAAGUGACUAUAUGCAGUAAAA
Miniopterus natalensis is the source of this 8549-nucleotide messenger RNA. NCBI's taxonomy places the organism in Eukaryota, Metazoa, Chordata, Mammalia, Chiroptera, Miniopteridae. The record is from RefSeq and is a predicted model, not a curated record.